GUGAAACAGCCGGUGUGUGUUGCCUCCCUCUACUGCGGCGUGUGGGACGCCGCAGUGGAGAACUACACGGAGCUUAAGGCGCUCCUCACGCUCAUGCGCUCCAACUGUGAGGCGUACAACGGCGUCGGCAGCCGGCUUGCUGCGGAGUGCCGGGAGCUUGUGCGUGUCGGCUACCGCGCGGCGAGAGACGCGCAGACGGACGAGGAGCGGGAUGAGGCGGAGGAGGGUGGACUCGUCAUUCCCCCAGCGCUGCUGCUGGACCUCGGCGCCGGCGGCGGCGGCAUCGGUGCUGCUGCUGCCGCCGGCGGGGGGUGCAGGAUGCUCGCGCCGCUAUCGG
Molecule: messenger RNA, 337 nt
Organism: Trypanosoma grayi
Lineage: Eukaryota; Euglenozoa; Kinetoplastea; Trypanosomatida; Trypanosomatidae
Exons: 1
Molecular function (GO): protein binding
Source: RefSeq, a predicted model, not a curated record